Molecule: messenger RNA, 1404 nt
Organism: Acaulospora morrowiae
Lineage: Eukaryota; Fungi; Glomeromycota; Glomeromycetes; Diversisporales; Acaulosporaceae
Source: the annotation of a GenBank genome assembly
AUGAUUGUCAAGAGAUUUCCGCCUUGGAUAAAUCUCUCGGAGCCUUCAUUAAAACAAAAAAUAUUGUACUAUAGAAAUAACUGCGGCGACCUGAUGAAUCAUCGGCAAUUGCAAAAAACUCCAAGCAACCAAACACCUCGAUAUCCCAGUCCUUACCCAAUAAGCACAAGUGUGAACGAGCAACAGUUAAAUGUUUCUAUUGUUCCAACGCCUUUGCAAAUGUAUCAGAAGAGGCCUCUCUCCGACUUCAAUGGAAAUCAAACUCUGAUCGAUGUCCCGAAUGCAAUAUGCCUUAUACUGGAUGGUUAUGGUGUCAACCCUGUCAGACCGCCAAAUUCUCCCAAAACUUUCCCACCUGGACAAGCGGUAACCCAAACGUCGAUCAUUUCAUUCGGAAUGUUCAGGGACGGCCCCGGUUGGGAUUGGGGUGAGAAUUCUUCCGGGGUUAUUACACAACAACCAUUACCAUUAAGAACAAAGGAUGCUAAAGUUGCUCUGAAAUUGUUGCAUAAUUCUUCCGGAAUGGAUUACGAUUUCUUGAAAGAGAUAAAAACACACAUUAAUUGUGUAUCCUAUGCGGUAGUUCAAUGUUAUGGUCUCUCACAAGAUCCAAAGACCAAGGAUUACUUAAUAGUGAUGGAAUAUGCAAAUUAUGGAGAUUUACGCCAUUAUAUUCACAAACAUUAUCUGUCGUGGAAACAAAUUUUAGAUUUCUUGACAAAAAUAGCAGCUGGAUUAUGCACAAUUCACCAAACAGGAUUUGUACACAAAGACUUUCAUUCUGGAAACAUACUGAUGUUUAGUAAAGAUCAUCCCACCGUGUUUCCGAAAAUCGCAGACCUAGGUUUAAGUGGACCAACGCAGUACAAAGAAAAUACAUCCGGGAAAAAUGAAAAAUUGUCGUUUGCACAAAAGUUACCUUCUCCGUCGUCCAUCAAAUCUUCGCACGAUGUACAUUUGGUGCUUGAUAUUUGUUUAGGUAAACGGCCAGAUAUACAACCGGGUACUCCGGAUUGUUAUGCAAAAUUGAUGAAGAGAUGCUGGAGUGAUAAACCAGAGGAAAGACCUAGCAUGAUGGAAGUGUAUAAUGAGGUGUUGAUGUGGGAUAACAUAAUGAACAAAAGAAACAUGAAUAGCAAUGAUACGAACGAUGAAUAUGUUAAAUUUUACAAAGAUUUUUUGGAGAGCGAGAGUGUUAGGAAACAAUUAUUUGAGAGCGAUUCGAUGGUGAAGAGGGUUGAUGAAUCAGUUCCCAGUGAGCAUAAGAUGAUUUCUUCUACUACCUGUAGUCAAGCGAAUCCAAUUGUAACAGGGAAUAAUGAGCGGUAUACGAGUAGAGAUUUAGGCCAGUAUACAAAUUAUAUUACUCGGGCGUAUGAUGACUUGUCAUUAGAAUGUGAAUAG